ACCCACACCAGGCAUUCUCUCCAGGAGCCAUAGGAGGGAGCUGGGGGCUGAGUGGGCAGCGUGUGCCCUGGAGGCACUGCCGAGGGCCAGCCCUGUCUCCUGAUCGUCCUGGUGCCUGAGGAGCUCUCCUUUAACCUGGUGGGGUGGCUGGGGGAACACUCUGAGGCACAGGCAUCCCGUGCUGGAAACCUGUUUCAGUGCUUUGCACGACUGCACAGCGCCUUUGUGCAGAGUGUGUCUCCAAAGCAUCUCCUUUCACAUCAGCCAUGCCUACGCUCAUGCUCACCACGGGCAGUGAGAGUGCGUUGCUGAGGUCCGCCUGUUCUCCUCCCUCAGGUAUCAAGUGAAGUACGAGAGUGUUCCAUCCGCCUCUUCAAAGAUUUAAUGGACGCUGUGCUGUGGUAUAAGAAGGGAAACAUUAAGGAGACCGUCCACAGUGUCCUGCUGCCUCUGCUGUUUCACAUGAGUGACGAGACCCCGAGCGUAGCACAGGCAUCUGGGGAAGCCCUCGUGGCUUGUGCAAAAUUCCUGAAGUGGAAGGAGCUCAAGCAGCGGGCCCGGGAGGAGUACAUAGCGGCGAUCAGGAGGUGUUUGCUGCACCAGGACAAGAGGACAGUGGAAGGAUACCUGUGGCAGAGCCUUCCAUACCUGAAGGAUUCUCAGACUUCCAUACGAUGCGAGGCUGUCACAUUCAUCAGUGAGCCCAACCCCCGGGUCCCUCUUUGGGCCCUGCCCUGGCAGCAAG
Meleagris gallopavo (turkey) is the source of this 745-nucleotide messenger RNA. The record is from RefSeq and is a predicted model, not a curated record. Lineage: Eukaryota; Metazoa; Chordata; Aves; Galliformes; Phasianidae.